AUGCGGACCGCUGCGCUGCUCGUGGUGGUGUCCCUGUGCUGUUCGUACAGCCAUGGUGUGCGCAUCGACAAAUCGACGGGCGCUUACGAGGACGUGGUUGUUGCCAUCGACCCCUCCGUGAAGCCGGACGAGCGAAUCAUCGACAACAUCAAGGCCCUGUUCCGCUCUGCUUCGACGUUCCUACAUCGGGCGACGCGAGGUCGGGUCCACUUCGGCAGCGUGACCAUCGCCAUACCGGACACGUGGCCUGCCAGACCAGGAGCGAAGAACAUUACGGCCAACAUGUUCCCGGUGGCUGACGUGAGGGUGGCCGCGCAGAACCCGCAGUACCGUGACACUCCGUACACACUGCAGCCACGCGGGUGCGGUGAGCGGGGGGAGUACGUCCACCUGACGCCUCGAUUCCUGAGCGACAUGAACGACUCCAUUGCCGACGCUUACGGCAGUCCAGCCUACUUGCUGGUGCACGAGUGGGCUCACUUCCGGUACGGAGUGUUUGACGAGUACGGAGACCCUGAUAGCUUCCUGUACCCGAGCCUCUACUGCGAGUUCGGCAUGAUUCGAGCGACUUCAUGCUCCGAACACCACAAGUUCACGGCCUACACCGACUCGGGGCAACCAUGCCGCAUCUACAAGGGCUGCCGAGUCUCUUCCAAGUGCAAAACGCGCUUCGAGCAGCGCCGCGAGAAUCCACUGACGUCAUCAAUCAUGUUCAUGCCGUACGUCAAAGGCGUGACGGACUUUUGCGACGGCGCUAGCAAGACUCACAAUGCCUUCGCGCCCACCAAGCACAACCACAUGUGCAACCGCAAGUCUACCUGGGAGGUUAUCAGCGCCAACGAAGACUUCCAGGGCUUGACUGCGGGUGACCCCGGAAAGGUCGUGGAGGUGAAGUUCACGGAAGUGCAGAAACGAGAAGGCAUCCUGGGCAGUGUCAUCUUUGCUUUGGACGUAUCAGGAAGUUGA
Messenger RNA from Rhipicephalus sanguineus (brown dog tick), 966 nucleotides. RefSeq names its product calcium-activated chloride channel regulator 4A-like. The record is from RefSeq and is a predicted model, not a curated record. The transcript is spliced from 7 exons. Lineage: Eukaryota; Metazoa; Arthropoda; Arachnida; Ixodida; Ixodidae. Bases 1 to 966 code for a protein of 321 amino acids.